AUGUCUUCAAUCACAAUAAAACACCUCUCCGACCUCACACCUCCCUCCCAAGAACGGACUUGGCUCACAUCCCCGCAUCCCACCCUCCCAAUCGUCGCAACCUGCAGCUCGGACAAGACCAUCCGCAUCUAUUCCCUUACAAACUUCACCCUUGUAUCCACAAUCACAGGCGGACACAAGCGGUCCGUCCGCACAGCAGCAUGGAAACCGCACAUGUCAGGCGAAUCCGUACUGGCAACGGGCAGUUUCGACGCAACGGUUGGCAUCUGGCGCAGAUGGGAUAGCUACGGACGAGAAGACGGAGCCGGGUGGGGGAUGGGAGACAACAAAGAAAUUACCGCCGAAGACACCACAGCACCCAAUGACAUCGACACCUCCAACCGCGAAGAAGACGAAGAAGAAUGGCGGUUCGCCGUGCUACUGGAUGGACACGACAGCGAAGUUAAGUCCGUAUCAUGGUCAGCAUCUGGAAUGCUGCUUGCAACCUGCUCGCGCGACAAGUCGAUCUGGAUCUGGGAAGAUCUCGACGACGGCGACAACAACUUCGAGACCGUCGCCGUGAUGCAGGAGCACAGCGGCGAUGUAAAGUGUGUUUCGUGGCACCCUACAGAGGAAUGUCUGGCUAGCGGGAGUUACGACGACACGAUCCGGAUUUGGCGGGAAGAUCUUGACGAUUGGGGCCAGGUCGCUUGUCUCAAGGGCCACGAGGGCACGGUCUGGUUCCUGGAUUGGGAGGGACAGGAUAGCGUACCCCGUGGUAUUUCCUCUGGAGCCGCAGCCGAGUCCGACUUGAGUACUUUGCAAGCUCAAUGGCGCACGCAGAUCUCCCUCUCCGGCCCUCGGCUCCUCUCCUGCUCGGAUGACCGUACUGUGCGUGUAUGGCGUCGUCAGCCGAAGGAGUCACAACAGCAGGCAGCACUGUCGUCUGCGGCGACGGGAAUCCCGAGUAUUAUCCGGCCCAUGGGGACGGAUGAGAUUUGGGAGGAGUAUGCAACCCUGCCGCGUGCGCAUGAACUGCCUAUUUAUGCUGUUGCAUGGAGUAAGCGGAGUGGGCUUGUGGCUUCGACUGGUGCGGAUGGACGAAUUGCCAUCUACGAGGAGCGAUUUGUUCCGGCACAGAAUUCAGAGCAGCAGCAGGCUGAUCCGGAUGCUAUGGAUACUACGUCUGGUGAUGGUCUGACAACACCAUUGCGGACUGAGUGGGUGCUUGUCGGUAUUCAUGAUGGGGCGCAUGGUAUUUACGAGAUCAAUCAUGUUGCCUGGACGAAGAGGGCAGACCGCGGGUCUGGGGCUGAGGAGGAGGUACUUAUCACGACGGCGGACGAUGGGAGUGUCAAGGUCUGGACUGUGACCCGGUGA
Penicillium bovifimosum is the source of this 1359-nucleotide messenger RNA. It is a transcript of the gene cia1, whose product is annotated as iron-sulfur cluster assembly protein CIA1. Gene Ontology annotation, biological process: iron-sulfur cluster assembly. The coding region runs from base 1 to 1359 and encodes 452 amino acids. Lineage: Eukaryota; Fungi; Ascomycota; Eurotiomycetes; Eurotiales; Aspergillaceae. The record is from RefSeq and is a predicted model, not a curated record. The transcript has a single exon. Gene Ontology annotation, molecular function: protein binding. Gene Ontology annotation, cellular component: cytosolic [4Fe-4S] assembly targeting complex.